Messenger RNA from Megalobrama amblycephala (Wuchang bream), 5524 nucleotides. Its product is annotated as zinc finger protein 420-like. Gene Ontology annotation, biological process: regulation of transcription by RNA polymerase II. Gene Ontology annotation, molecular function: DNA-binding transcription factor activity; RNA polymerase II cis-regulatory region sequence-specific DNA binding. The transcript has 7 exons. NCBI's taxonomy places the organism in Eukaryota, Metazoa, Chordata, Actinopteri, Cypriniformes, Xenocyprididae. The record is from RefSeq and is a predicted model, not a curated record. Bases 1 to 3201 code for a protein of 1066 amino acids.
AUGGAUGUGAUCUGCUGUAAAUCAGUAGGAACUGAUCUGUCCAUGCUGGAUAUUGAGGAUUUCAUCAGUGAAAUCUGUCAGCUGAAGAAAGAGGUGGCGUCACUGGAGGCAAAGCUGAGAGAAAGAGGAGACAAACCCAACAGAGAGGAUCUGGAGAAGGUUUCAGUGUGUGUGACUGAUGGGACAGAAGCUCAGGAUUCAGUCUGGAGAUCCAGAGACACACAGGAUUCAGAGCUAAACCUCAGUUUUCUCUGUUAUACUGACGCUCAGGAUCAUGGAUCCACUGAUCAAACCUCUGACUGUAACGCUGGAGAACAGCAGAUGCUGCAGACGCCGCUGAAGAUGUGCUCCGUCAAACUGGUGGACUGCAGGAACCUGAUAGAGAGCAGAGGAGAAAAAACCACAGCAGAGGAACAACAACAGAGAAAUGAGGAGGAGGAGGAUGAUGGGAUUGAUGAUUAUAAUGAGGAGGAUGAGGAUGAAGAUCAAAAUGAUGAUGACUUCAUUCUUUCAGAUGACAACGCUGGUUCAUCUUCUGAUGGAGAAACUGCCUCUACAUCCAAACAGCGACAGACAAGGAAGAGUUUCUCCUGUGGAAAAACAUUCAGCAAACAGGAAAAUUUAGUGAGGCAUGAGAGAAAAAACACAGAACAGAAAGAUUUCACCUGCAAGAUAUGCGACAUCAGCUUUCCUACCUUAGAAGAGAGAAGACUUCAUUCAAAAGAGCACAAGAAGAAAAUGUUUAAUUGUAGUCAAUGUGGGGAGAAAUUUAAUUCCUCCUCUAGUCUCAGACAUCAUAAGAAGAUACACAGUAGCGGAAAACCUUUCCAAUGCAGUGAGUGCAACAAAUAUUUCCGCACCAAAGGACAUCUUUCAUGUCAUAAGAGAUACCACAGGGAGAAAAAGCUGCACCAGUGCCCUCACUGCGAGAAGAGCUUCAACAAUGGAUCCCUUCUGAAGAACCAUCUACUCAAACACACCAAUAAGGGGCAGUACCAGUGCACUCACUGUGAGAAGAGCUUUAAUCUCAGAUCAGCUCUAAAGAAACAUCUACUCGUACACUCCAGUGAGAGGCCGUAUCAGUGCAGUGAAUGUGGGAACACCUUUAAGGACUCAACUUCUCUGAAGAUACACCAAAAAAUACUGGAUAGCAUCAUGUCGAGAAGACGCUGUACUCUACGAUGUGAUGGUAAAGCCACGUUUUUUUCUCUGCCCAAGGACGAGCAUGUGAAGAAUCAGUGGUUAAAGUUCAUCUUUACAAAGACACCACAGCAGUAUAGCCCAAACCUUGUGCUGUGUUCCCGUCAUUUUACUGACGACUGCUUCCUCAACUUGAAUGCGUUCAACGAGGGAUUCGCAAGCCGGUUGUUAUUGAAGGAUGGAUCAGUACCCAGUUUAUUUGAACCAGCUUCUUCCUCCAAAGAAUCACAACCUAUGUUGAGCAUGAAAGCGCAGAUGGAUGUGAUCUGCUGUAAAUCAGUAGGAACUGAUCUGUCCAUGCUGGAUAUUGAGGAUUUCAUCAGUGAAAUCUGUCAGCUGAAGAAAGAGGUGGCGUCACUGGAGGCAAAGCUGAGAGAAAGAGGAGACAAACCCAACAGAGAGGAUCUGGAGAAGGUUUCAGUGUGUGUGACUGACGGGACAGAAGCUCAGGAUUCAGUCUGGAGAUCCAGAGACACACAGGACUCAGAGCUCAGCCUCACUUUACUGUGUUAUACUGACGCUCAGGAUCAUGGAUCCGCUGAUCAAACCUCUGACUGUAACGCUGGAGAACAGCAGAUGCUGCAGACGCCGCUGAAGAUGUGCUCCGUCAAACUGGUGGACUGCAGGAACCUGAUAGAGAGCAGAGGAGAAGAAACCACAGCAGAGGAACAACAGCAGAGACAUGAGGAGGAGGAGGAGGAUCAAUAUCAGAAUAAUGAAGAUCAGGAUGAUGAUGAUGAUGUCUUUGUUCCUUCAGAUGACAACGCUGGUUCAUCUUCUGAUGGAGAAACUGCCUCUACAUCCAAACAGCGACAGACAAGGAAGAGAUUGUCCUGUGGAAAAACAUUAAGCAAACAGGAAAAUUUAGUGAGGCAUGAGAGAAAACACACAGAACAGAAAGAUUUCACCUGCAAGAUAUGCGACCUCAGCUUUCCGACCUUAGAAGAGAGAAGACUUCAUUCAAAAGAGCACACCGUGAAGAAGGAGUUUCACUGCGAACAGUGUGGGAAGGAUUUUUUCACCACUCCUUAUAAUAUGAGAGCUCAUAUAAACACACACAGCAAAAAGACUUUACAAUGCAACGUGUGUAACAAGUAUUUCCGCACCAACCAACAUCUUUCAAGUCAUAAGAGAAUCCACACGGGCGAAAAGCCGUACAAGUGCCCUCAUUGCGAGAAGAGCUUCAGCCAGGGAUCCCAUCUGAAGAGCCAUGUACUCAUACACACCAAUGCGAGGGCAUACCAGUGCCCUCACUGCGAGAAGUGCUUCAACCAGAGACCCCAUCUGAAGAGCCAUCUACUCAUACACAGCAAUGAGAGGCCGUAUCAGUGCCCUCACUGUGAGAAGAGCUUCAACCAGAGAUCCAAUCUGAAAACCCAUCUACUUGUACACUCCAGUGAGAGCCCGUACCAGUGCCCUCAUUGUGAGAACAGCUUCAAACAGGUAUCCCAUCUGAAGACCCAUUUACUCGUGCACACUAAUGAGAGGCCGUAUCAGUGCAGUGAAUGUGGGAAAAACUUUACAAACUCAACUUCUCUAAAGUUACACCAAAAAAGACACACUGAUGAUAAACCAUAUAAGUGUUCACACUGUGAGAAACGUUUUCAUCAUUCGACUCACCGGAAAAUCCAUGAGAGGAUUCACACCGGAGAGAAACCGUACCUGUGCUCCUACUGUGGGAAGAGCUUUGCUAGUCCAUUUUAUUUCAAAGUUCAUCAGAGAGUUCACACUGGAGAAAGACCGUAUCAUUGUAGUGAUUGUGAGAGGGGUUUUAUGAACGCCAGUGACUUAAAAACACACCAGAGAACUCAUACGGGAGAAAAGCCUUUUAAAUGCUCACAUUGUAACAAGGCUUUUGCUCGUUCAAGUGCCAUGAAGGUCCAUGAGCGAAUGCAUACAGGAGAGAAACCUUACCGCUGCUCCAUCUGCGGUGAGAGAUUCACUUUUAAAUGGGGUCUUCAGAGUCACAAGAAGAAACACACUGACCCAGAAUCAUCAUAGCUUCAACAUGUAAUUUUUUUAGGUUGCGUAAAAAACAACCUGUGUUACAGGAACUUUUUAUUUUAUGGUUGUAAAACUAGAAUGUGUCCAGAACAGGGGUGCUCAAACCUGCUCUUGGAGGGCCACUGUCCUGCAGUGUUUAGCUCCAUCUCGUAAAUAAAACCCUACUUCUCUGGUUUAGCCACCAGAAUUUCAAGGGUCUGCUUCCUUUUGUUUUGCUGCAUGUCUCCAAAGUCCUUUUCAAGGGUAGUCUGUUCACUCUGUGGCCAUAUUUUCAAUGCCUCCAGGCAGCUAUUUCGGCCAUCCAAGACCAAGUCCUAUCUAUUUGAACGUGGGAAUCCUGAAAUCUCAAAAACUGCUUGGCGAACUCAAAUCAGCAACAACUUUUGACAUGAACUGUCCCAUAAGUGCUGUUUCUUAUGCUCAAAUAGCGUUAAAAAAGCUUAUUUUUCAGGCUAGAGAAGCUACUGCGCAUGUGCAGUCCUAAGCGCGAGUCGCAGGUUUCUAUGGGAAACGGAGCUUCUAACUGCAGCUGGAGUGACGCAAUGACUUUAUCAAUACGCGAUUGGCUCUUUUACUUAGAAGGUAGAAUUGCAUCAAAUGUGUGGAAAUGAUGACUCUACCAAUUGACCGUGGAUUAUGGACAGAGCACCCUUCACGACCUUGAUUAAUGAUGGGUACAUUGAUGAUUCAAAGACAUGGGCCCAAUAAUCCAACAUGUCAUCCCGUUCUCUGAAAGAGGCCAAGCAGGGAUCCAUAUUGUACCUCACAAUUUAAAGGUCUACAUCACUCCCUGUUGCUGUGAGAUGUUGCAGCAUGGUGGUCAGCUUCCUCAGAUGGAUCCCAGCCUGUAAGUGGCCUCUGAGAGUGGGAUCGAGGGCAGACAGUGAUCACAAGACUGAACUCUCUAAAGGAAACUUCUGCUAAGGUAAAGGCCAGAGGUUACAAGGGGCAUAGCCAUAAUUUCAAAAAUGAGGGGGACAGAAUGUCAAGUGUUAUACCAGUUUUUUUUCUUGCCUUUUUAAUCUUCAUAAACUGCUCAAGCUUCUUGCAGCCUCUGCUGAAGAAACAAGGAUCAACCUUGAAAGUGUUUCCACUUGGUAAAAGAGUUGGCAUCAUAUUCUGAAGAGUCCCUGCAGUCUCAGUAGUUGACUGAUAAUUACACUUUGACUUUAAAUAUUGCUAUUUGCACUCUCAGUGAAGCCCAGAGCAAUUGUGUAUGUUGUUCCAACAGACCUCCAUCAGACUCUCCUGUCAACGAUACCUUUUCAAGAGUACUGAUCGUAAACAAACCCUCUUGUUCAAAUCUUCCUUGAAACUGCAUAUUGACAACAUCCAGGACCGUGAAAAAUUCUGUUCUGAAGGUGUCUGCUUUGGAAAUAAGUACAUGUGCUAAACCCUGACCAGACAGGCGUUUCGGAGGAUUUUGAGCAUGGGGCAUUUCAAUUGGAGACAGAUUUAGGGAGUUUAACAUUCUGUUGCUUUGUUGUAAACACUUUGGAAUGCAUCCCCGGUCCUCUUUUUUGCAAUUGUGUCCUUCACACAGUUGACAUUUGCUAGCAUUCUGUCUACUGUCUGACUUCGGCUCUGAAGAGAAGCAUUGAGACACUCCAGCUCUUGUUGCUUUUAUGGCAAGUGAAAGCCCAAGCAAAACAUUGCCUUUUUUAAAUCUAUCAAGCAAACCAUUUGCAAGCUGACUCAAUGACCCCAUGCCGUUUUCUCUAUAGCAAGUAACAUCGGCUGAUACUGGUUUAGGACGGCACGAAUGGCACAGGUGCGCACUGUCCACCUUGUAGGACACAAAGGUCUGAUGGCUUUGACGGAUCCACUCUUUGAAAUAUCCUGGAAAACUGACUUUUCCCAGAUUGGCCAAGCAACACUCCCACUUCAUAAACCCACUGCAAAGAGUCAUGGAUAACAGGAAUUAAAUUCACACAGCGCAGACCACAGUCGACAUAAAAUGCAAGUGGCUGACUCUCUUUUGAUGAUGGCCUGUGCCCCUUUCCUGUCAUGUUCGCAGCACCAUCAUAAGCCUGCCCUCUCAGCCCAGUGAUGGAUAAGUUAUGACAGAAAUACAUCCUUCAGAACCUUUGCCAGGUUCUCUCCUGUUGUCACAGACACUUCGUACAGGCCAACAAAUUCCUCAUGGACCAUUAGAUCAUGAUCAACAUAUCUUAGAUGGAUUCCUGAUAAAUAUAAUCAGUUUUGAGAGAACCAUUUGCUUGGGAGCCUUUGUUGGCAUAAUUGAUGUCCUUCAUGCAGAGUGCAUACCUGGAAUAACCUUCCUUGUCUAGGUUUUUAAUAAAGUGAGACGGGGAGAAAG